CUCGCCUGGAAGAUGUUCUCAUUCUGAUAUUCUGGUGUUGUAAUUACCCUUUCCUCACCUCCUUCCCUCAACACCGCCAAUGUCAUAUCUUCACCCCCUGGAUGCGGUGCCGGAUAGGAGUCAUACAGCACGUCUUUCCCCGGAGCCUCAAGAUCCUCCCCCUUCGCCCUAUCUCCCUCUUCCUAUCUCUUCCCUAUUUAUAGCAUUAACUUAUACUUCUUCGCCCCUUAUUGUCCCACUCUUAUCCCGCGCCUUGAUAGCAUCUGGUUCAUUAAACACAUACAAUACCUCCCUAAGUUCCCUUCUACUCCUCCCAUCUCUACACAUCUCGCUAUACACGCCUCGCUCGUAAGCAGCAAACAAGCAAGAAAGAAAGACUAAACAGUAACCAAUUAAGCCAAAUCCACCCCAAGACCGACCGCCAAACCCCGUUCCCUGGUCUCUUCUGUUUCUAACCCUGUUAUGUGCGUGGAUUCAAAGAAAGGAAAGGAACAGCAAGAGGAUAAAUAUACCUAUUGUCCUCCUACGAUCAUCUCUUCCCCAUGCUAUUCACU
This is a messenger RNA of Hyaloscypha bicolor E, 554 nucleotides long. RefSeq lists its product as uncharacterized. The transcript has a single exon. The record is from RefSeq and is a predicted model, not a curated record. NCBI's taxonomy places the organism in Eukaryota, Fungi, Ascomycota, Leotiomycetes, Helotiales, Hyaloscyphaceae. The coding region runs from base 80 to 352 and encodes 90 amino acids.